Molecule: messenger RNA, 992 nt
Organism: Zingiber officinale
Lineage: Eukaryota; Viridiplantae; Streptophyta; Magnoliopsida; Zingiberales; Zingiberaceae
Exons: 4
Coding region: 111-992 (293 amino acids)
Source: RefSeq, a predicted model, not a curated record
AGAGAUUCUAGAAUCAAACCUUUUUUUGCUUCUGGAAUGUUUAGUUUAUUGCUUUAUUUCUAUUGUAGGCAAAGCAUGCAAUUAGAUGAUUCUGAAUUCAUCAUCAUCUCAUGUGUAUCUUGAUUGGGGUGCAGGUUAAAAUGAAAUUAACAACUUUGGGGCAUGCUCAAAGUGAGGAAACAAGAGCGAAAAUUGGUGCAGGAGUGCGCGAGGGUUGGCGUAGAAGACAACAAAGGCUGUCAGUGCAGGAUGGUUGUUUUUUUGAAUGGAAGAACAUUAUAGCCGAAUCUGCUAGAAAGGGUUCUGCUGGUGAAUACAAGCUGCAAUGGGAUUCAUUUCAUACGCAGGAAAGACAACUAAAGCUGGAGUGGUUGGAGAGCAUCGAGAAAAGGAAACAAAUGCCUAAACCCAAAGGGAACAAUCGGGCACCAAAAUCGCUUGAGCAUCGUAGAAAGAUUUCAGAAGCAAUCUUGGCCAAAUGGAAUGAUAAACAUCUUGUUGCACUUGUUUCAUGGGAAUAUCGAGCUCGAGUUUGCAGUGCGUUGAAGAAGUAUCAUUCCACAUCUAAUCCAAGAGAAAGAAAUCAAAGAAAACCUAGUAGCACACCUCGUACAAUUGACACGGUGCCAAAGAAAAAAACCCUUGAGAUGAAGCUAAUUGCUGAAGCUGAGAAGGUUGCAAAAACCCUUGAGAUGGCUGCACCGAAGAGUUCACUUGCACAGGCUUCCCUUAUGGAAACCAGAAUGCUCAUUGCCGAGGCAAGACGAUCCAUUGGGAUCAUAGAGGCUGGAACAUCGACAGUGCAGGAGUUUAGAGAUGAAAAAUCUUUAGACUCCAAUGGAAAAUUAAAUCAUUUCCAGUCCAGUUCAGGACUACCGAACACUGAAAAAUUAGAUCAAAGGCCUAUAAAUGGUUUCCAUCAUCCAAUCUCUACUAAAACUCGCCCAAUAAAGACUGAAUCAUUUGGUCAGUCCCAGUGUAAAGAGUAUUAA